Chelonus insularis is the source of this 1141-nucleotide messenger RNA. RefSeq names its product tantalus (gene tant). The coding region runs from base 218 to 760 and encodes 180 amino acids. The record is from RefSeq and is a predicted model, not a curated record. The transcript has 3 exons. Lineage: Eukaryota; Metazoa; Arthropoda; Insecta; Hymenoptera; Braconidae.
UUGUAAUCAAAUAUGAAAAUAGCCAAUAGGUUAUAUGCAUAUAGAGAAAAAAUAAAACAUAAACGUUAUCAUUUUUUUUGAAAAUCACUAUUUUUAUGAAAAUUCGAUCAUAUAAAUAUUGAUAAUAUAUAUUUAACUCAAUGAUUACUAUCACUAAUGGCUCAUCACUAAUUUGGUGUAAUUUUAGUUAAAUUUUUUCGUCAAAAUAGUUGGAUUCAUGGCUGACGAAAACGCUGAAAUGAUUGAAGGAGAAAGCAUGAACUGCGGUGAAAAUUUGCCAGAUGUUGUAGCCAGUAUGGAGAUGCUUACUGUAGAAAGUGAUGUUUCAGUCCCUAAAUCAACGAGAUAUUCGAUGAGGAAGCGUGUAAAUCGUUCUACAUCUUCAGAGAUCCUUAAUAGAAGGUGUAGUUUGAAGCCACAAAAGAGAAGUUAUUCAGAAAUGGAUACUGAUGGUAAAAUACGAGACUAUUAUUUAGACAGAAGUUUGAAAAAAAAACCAACAACGACUUUGGAGACAAUAUAUGAAGAAAUAGACGGAAUGAGUGAAAAUUCAACUGUGAUAAGUGCCAGAAAAUUCAAAAGAUUGAUACAGUUUAGUAGUGAUUCCAAAUCUAGCGAUGCAAAAAUAAAAAAACGAAAAGCCAAAAUAAAAAGAGUUUUUGGUUCAAAGUUUAAACUUAAAUCUGGAAGCGUAUCAAUGCAAGCUUUAAUUAAAAAACUAAGUGCUAUCAAAGCUGAUGCUAUGUCCCCAACAAAUUGAAUUUCUUUAAAUAAUUCAACAGUAAAUCAUUUUUCUAUCAAAAUGUAAAUAGGUAUAAGUUUAAUAUUCAAUAAGUAAUUUUGUAAUGAUUUAUAAUUAAGUUCUUUAUUUCUAUCAAUGCUAAGACUGAAAAUGAUUAUUUGUAAUUCGAGGUAAGAGAAUGAAGUGUUUUUAAAACUUUUUAUUCUUAAUAAACAAUGCUAAUAGAUUCAAAUGCAAACUUUGUGGAAAUUUAAUUAUAUUCAAAUGAACUCUUGGAUCUUUAACCUGUGAAUUUUAAAGUAAAUGACUGUCGAUCUAUUCGAUAGUAUAUUGGGAUUUGAUGUUAUUUUCAUUGACAAUUAAAAAAAAACUUUAUAUCGCAAAAAUGUGUACUUUAUU